Vicia villosa (hairy vetch) is the source of this 902-nucleotide messenger RNA. RefSeq lists its product as uncharacterized. Lineage: Eukaryota; Viridiplantae; Streptophyta; Magnoliopsida; Fabales; Fabaceae. The transcript is spliced from 5 exons. The coding region runs from base 1 to 747 and encodes 248 amino acids. The record is from RefSeq and is a predicted model, not a curated record. Gene Ontology annotation, cellular component: chloroplast thylakoid membrane.
AUGGCGAAGAAUCUUGUUUUCCACAGUCGAACAAGACAUAUUAAUAUAAAGCACCAUUUCAUUCGAAGUGUGAUCGAAGAUGGCGAUGUGCAAAUCCUGCAACACCAUAAUUUAUCUUAUAUCACCUCUAGAAUACCACCAACAUUUUCACUGUGGCUAACCAAAUUAACUACAUCAACACUGGAAUUAGGCACCGUUUUUGAUACUAUAGAUGAGUCUUCUUUGAAUCAAGUUACUUUCAGUGUUAUUCUCAGUGCAGCCAUUGCUGUGUUGUUCUUUCCUACAAUCCAGCGUCGCAUCAAAACAGCAAAACAACUGAAAUAUAGGUCUUCUGGAAUAAAGAAGUCAUCAUUGAAUAGAUCAAAAAGUUCUAAGAAAUCUAAGAAACGACCUUCACCAGAUCAAGCAUUGUUGGGAGCAAUUAUAGCUGGUGUUAUUGCUGUUCUUCUCUAUAGAUUCACAACUACUAUUGAAGCAUCACUAUAUCGCCAAUCAAUUUCAGAUAAUUUUUCAGUUCGCCGGAUAACAAUCACCAUAAGGACAGUGAUAAAUGGAUUGUGUUACCUUGCUACAUUUGUGUAUGGCAUAAACUCUUUUGGUUUAUUGCUUUAUUCUGGACAACUUGCGAUCAACACCUAUGUCAAAGAGCCAUCAAGUGAGAAAAAAAGUAGUGAAAGCAAAAUUAUGGAGCAGUCAGUUUUAUCAAAUUCAUCGGAUGAAGAUCAAAGUUCAAAUAACUCACAGUAAUCAAAGCUCAUUUUUUUAGGUAGAUUUUGGUUUUCUAAUAAGUGUUUAGCUAGGGUAAUGUUUUAUAUAUGUGCAUAAUGUUUGUGAAUAAAGACACUGGCAUUUACACUCGUUUCCACAAUUUUACAUAGAUGCAAUAUAUAUUUGUAAUUGUA